CCAACUGUCUUUCAUUUCAAAGAACCUCGAUCCACUGCAAAAGACAGGAUCAGAUAUGGUUAUAUAUGAUAGCUAAAGACAGAAAUGUGUCUUUUGUUGUCUAUCGGUGCAAGCAUCUCUCCACAUCAGUUUUUUGUUCCUUUAUUUAGGGUAAUCACAAUUUCAAUACACAUCUUACGUGUCUCCAGGCCGGGGGUGCCCAGGGACAAUACAGGUAUCAUACCUGGCUGUUGUGUGUGUUUGUAUUAUAGGUGUUCCAGAAAUAUAAUGGUGAAUCAGAUCUCGCUCCACUAAGCUUCAGCAAUGAAUCAAUUCUUUACUUGUAUGAAAACACCGACCAGUGUGGGGGAAAUCUGGUGUACUUAGCGGAGAAUUUGACAGAUCAUCAGCUAUCGCUACCUAAACACGUUGUCUUUAAAUCGAUCUAGCAUUAAGUAACAAGGAUUUAACAUAAAUACAACUAUUUGGUAACACUAAACCUGCUACUAAGACGUUUAACAUGGAAUUGUGAAACUUCACUUCUUUUGCUACUAGCCAGGCAAUACGAAAGGAUCAAUGGGCCCUAGGGAUGUGUAAUGGUUCAUGUGCAGGAUUCAAUACACACAUAAAGAUUUAUAUGUCAACCCCAACACGGAGAUAAAAGAAACGAAUGAAUGGGCUGAGUGAAAUACGAAGAGAUAGAACUUUAUGUCUUGAAUUCCAAGCAGUUCUUAAACUUUGAAGAAAAAAUGGAGACUAUAAAGCAAAUUCAGGACGAGUUCCUCGUUUGCCCCAUGUGUCACGAGCGAUACAAAGGACCAAAGCUUUUGCCAUGUCUUCAUAGCUUUUGCCGCUCGUGCCUUACUCGUGAUCUCGAAAAAAGUACAGGGAAGAAUCUGCAACCGGAAGUGAAUGGAAAUUCGGACGAAAAUACGGCGUUGAAGAACUCCAAGCUUUACAACUGCCCAGUGUGUAAAGCCGAUAUACACAUUAGUAUACCGUCGGGAAAUAAUAACACCGACCAGUGGGCUGAUCUGUUUCCAGACAACAGUUUUAUUCAAAACAUGAUUGAAAAAAUACAAAUGUUCACCGAAACCAAGAAUUGUGAAUCAUGCACCCGCGAGGGAGACGAGGAGCCAGCCAAGGCAGAGGUGUGGUGUCAGACAUGUAGAGUGGCCUUCUGCGACGCUUGUAUCAAAGCUCAUAACAUCAUAAAGGCAUGUAGAGAACACCAAGUGAUGCCUCUCAACAACAUGCUUCAAGAUCCAGUUCAGAGUAUAAAAGAAAACAAAAAAGAAAUUCAAUGCCCCUACCACAGGGAGAAGAUGAUAGAGUACUACUGUGUCGACUGUCAUGUCACCAUCUGCUCGUCUUGUGUGGCGAUGCAGCACAGAAGAUGCGAGAUAGUUGAAACGAUUAGAGAAACGGUCCAGAAAUUGAAUCCCGAGAAAGAGUAUAUCAAGAACGAUCUUGAACUCCAGUCAACAGUGAUCGAGGAAUGGGAAAAGGAGCAUGUCCGAGAAUUGUCCGAACUGACGACCAACAAGGAGAAUUUGAUCAAGGAAAUGUCCGGUCUUCGGAAAAAAGUAAACGAAGUCUUGUUAAACCUAGAGAACAAACUCGUUGACUCUUUGGAUCAGAAACAUAAAGACACACUCGUUGAAGUAAAUGAACGCUUGAAAGACGUUGAGGAAAUGAAGAAGACGCUAAUGAAUACGACUAGAUUCAUGAACUACUUGAUGGAGUUCGGAAGUGAUUCAGAGGUCGUGUCUGUGUUCGAUGUCAUCAAAGUUCAGACGGACGAUAUGAGAGCGACCAUCCAAAAGGCCAAAACCAACAAACUCAACACUAGAUUCAAGCUCGCACUAGACCCUGCUAUACAAAGAGUGUUAGAAAUGAAAUCCUUGGGGAAAAUUGUCGACAUGGUAGACCUGAAUGCCAACGGACUGAAGAAUUAUCAGCCUGUUGAAAGAAAUUCUUCUAUAAAAAGGACUGGAACAUUUCGAGUAGAAAGGCCACCCCAGCCCCCUUCUUCUCUGCACUCAAGCUCAUCGGCCUCUUCAACAUCCAACGAGUCAAUAAGCUCGCAGGAAAUGGCUCCCAUGAGACCGAGAAGAAAUCAGCCAAUCAAGCCGAGUUUGCGAGAAAGUAUGGGACUAAAAACUCCGAGGCCAUCUAUUGAAACGCCUUCUCCUGGAAGCGGAAGAAAGACGCCUCCUGCAAAGUCAGGAACAAUGCCAAGGACAAUAAGAGUGCAGCGACCUCAGAGUGUCACCAGAACAAAAUCGUCUGGAGGUUUGGACGGAUCAAAAGAUAAGACUGGCAUCUCAAACGUUCGAGCCACCACGCCUUCCAACGUUCGUGACCGACCAACCACGCCUUCCUCCAGGCUGUCAAAUGUUCUCUCCCCGCGCACUUCUAGGAGAGAUGCUCCCCAACCUCCGCCUCGGCCGAAGUCGGCAGGAAAACGUGAAGUUAGCACCGUCAAAACGCCAUCAAAGGAGGAACUAGCUAAAGAAAACAAAAGGAAAUCCAAUGAAAACGUGACUCCCCAGGCACCAGUUAAAUCAAAAGGUCUUCUACAGAUGUUUUCGUUCAAUGGAAGAACAGACGGCGAUGCCAAGAAAUGUUGGCCGCUAGAUGUGGCUGUUCUUGAAGAUGGCACUCCUGUCAUAACAGACUUUCAUAAUAAGAAAAUCAAAGCAUUUGAUGCCACUGGGACUGUUAUGGGAGAGAGUGCAGUACCUAGCUGGCCUCAUGGCAUCGUUGAUGUGUCCAGCUGUGAACUGGCGGUGACCCUACCGGAACUGUCCACCAUCAUGUUCGUAGUUGUUCAAGAAACAAGCAUGCGCAUACGUAAGAGAAUUCGCACCAGUAAACAGUACCGCGGUGUGAGCUGUGACGCAAUCACGUGCCCCGGAACUCCAUCCCUUGUGGUCACGUGUUGUGCUGCUGGGAUGCAGUGUGUAGAUGUUUUGACUCUAGAUGGCGGUCUUCUACAAACUUUCCGAGAUGAUUACAGACAUAAGGGGCAGCUUCUUUUCACGUGGCCUUACUAUGUGACGUGCAAUACUCAAGGCGAGGUCGUUGUAUCUGACUGCCAAUCAAAGAAUGGCAUCAUCUGCCUCUACCGGAAUGGGAAAGUACGAUACGAGGCAAACUUGAAUCAAGACAUCAUCAGGGAUCCGCGCGGUAUUUGUACAGACCAAUUUGGAAACAUAUUCAUUGCAGACAAAACUGGAAAUGCUGUCCAUUGUCUUAACAAUGAAGGGGAUUACCAGUCUGUUUUGAUCAAUGAAGCGGAUGGCUUGCAUAGUCCCAUUGCAGUUUGUCUGAGUCCAUUUGGCCAGUUGGUUGUCACCCAAGAAAACGGUGACAUCAAAGUGUACAAGCAUAGCUAGUCUAGAACCUAUAUAUAUGAAAGGGCGUAUGAAAGAGGGACAACUCUAUUUCAUAUGAAUUCUCUAUAAUUUAAUACAUUAUAUUACAUGCAUUCUAAUAUUGAAUAAAUCAUAUUGUAUUAUAUAUAUGCAACUGGUUCAAUGAUUUAUUUGAAAGUUGGAAUUAAGUUUAAUAAAUAAAAAGUCUAUCAAACGAA
Molecule: messenger RNA, 3577 nt
Organism: Magallana angulata
Lineage: Eukaryota; Metazoa; Mollusca; Bivalvia; Ostreida; Ostreidae
Product: E3 ubiquitin-protein ligase TRIM33-like
Exons: 5
Coding region: 729-3380 (883 amino acids)
Molecular function (GO): zinc ion binding
Source: RefSeq, a predicted model, not a curated record